Messenger RNA from Closterium sp. NIES-65, 687 nucleotides. The record is from the annotation of a GenBank genome assembly. Lineage: Eukaryota; Viridiplantae; Streptophyta; Zygnematophyceae; Desmidiales; Closteriaceae.
AUGCGCACAUACGAUCCCAUCCUCCUUCCUUCGUCCACUCCCCUCCUGCCACGUGUCACGCGCGGAAGCCCCGCCAUCGCCGGCGUCCGCACCAGAAUAGGGCAGGCGCGCGCACUGGCAGCGGCAAGCUCGCAAGGCGGAGCGGAAGCGAGUGGCGGAGCGGGCGCGGGGGGCGCGGAAGGCGAGGUUGGCGCGGGGAGCGGGCCGCGGCUGGUGAUAUACAGCCGCGAGGGGUGCUGCCUGUGCGACGGGCUGAAAGAGAAGAUCGACACGGCGCUGAUGAUGGGCACUGAGAGCAGUGCGCUGGAGGGACUGCAGAUUGAGGAGGGGGGGAGAGGGGGAGGAGGGGGGAAGGGGGAGAGGCUAGGGGAUGGGGUGGGGAUGAUGGGGGAGAGAAGAGGGGAAGGAGUGUUGGGGAAGAUCAAGGCGGCGCUGCUGCUGAGUGGGUCGGAGAGCAGUGCAGGUAGAGGUGCGCGACAUAACAGCGAGGCAGGAGUGGAUGGAGGCAUAUCAGUGCGCGACAUAACAGCGAGGCAGGAGUGGAUGGAGGCAUAUCAGUACGAGAUUCCAGUCAUGAUGAGAGUGACGGUGGACCAAUCAGGGAACGCUGUAGAGACCCUCAUCCCCCGCCAGUCACUCCGGGCGUCAGUGGAGCGAGUGAGGAAGGUGCUAGAGGCUAACUCUUAA